CACUAUUAAAAGAAAAGAAAACAGUCAUUUGCUUUAACCAUUACCCAAAGCAAAGAAAUAGAGUAUUUUGGCCCCCUUAUCAGACUUCCCGUACGAAGCCCAAUUCAUCUUCGUCGCGUUGCCAUUUCUGAACAGUAUCGGCUGACAGAGAGAGAGAGAGACAUACGGUUUCCGUUUUCAACUCGACGCCUGCCUGAGAAGCCAAAUGGACGAAGCGAUCGCCGAGAAGAGAGAAACUGAGAACAGAAACGAAAUCGCUCAGACGCCGGCCUCCCUGACGGAGAGAGAUGCCGAAGAUCGGGAUCGCAUCGCCCAAGAUCUCAAAGCCGGCCUUCAUCCCCUCAAGAACAAAUUUGUUUUUUGGUAUACUCGCCGGACUCCAGGAGUUCGGACGCAAGCAUCAUAUGAAGAUAACAUAAAGAAAAUAAUGGAUUUCAGUACAGUUGAAGCGUUUUGGGUCUGCUACUGCCAUUUGGCUCGUCCAUCAACUUUGCCAAGUCCAACUGAUUUGCAUCUUUUCAAAGAAGGGAUUCGUCCUCUCUGGGAGGAUGCUGCCAAUUUCAAUGGCGGUAAAUGGAUCAUUCGAUUUAAAAAGCCUGUAUCUGGACGCUUUUGGGAGGACUUGGUUCUGGCGUUGGUUGGUGAUCAACUUGAUUAUGGUGAGAACAUAUGUGGUGUAGUACUUAGCAUUCGCUUCAAUGAAGACAUUUUGAGUGUGUGGAACCGCAAUGCAUCGGACCAUCAGGCUGUAAUGGCACUGAGAGACUCAAUCAAACGACACUUGCAGCUCCCUGGUGGAUAUGUCAUGGAAUACAAACCACACGAUGCUUCUUUGCGUGACAACUCGUCGUAUCGGAACACUUGGCUGAGAGGCUAAAACCCACCUGUCGCUUGCUUCCAGAUAUAAGGUGAUGGUUUUUACUAGGGGGGUUAUCAUGAUGACCAUAAGCAAACCGUGUUGUCGAACAAUGACACAAUCCGUGUAAUGAAAUCCACUGUCCAAAUACCAUUAAGUUUCUAAUGUUGGGACCAAUCUUUUGGUGGCUACUGGCUAUGAUAUAUUCUAGUAAGUUUCAAACUUUCGAUCUUUGUAUGCUUCAUGUUUUCUUGAAACAUUUCAUCCAUGGAAAGCUUUAGUUCCCCGAAAACAGAAAACAGACCAAACAUAUCCCACUCAAGAGUGUUAAGUUGGAGGAAAGAAAUAUUUGUCCCACCA
This is a messenger RNA of Cuscuta campestris, 1216 nucleotides long. NCBI's taxonomy places the organism in Eukaryota, Viridiplantae, Streptophyta, Magnoliopsida, Solanales, Convolvulaceae. The record is from the annotation of a GenBank genome assembly.